CAAGGGAAGCCUGCUCUCUGUUUGGCGCUGGCCCUGGAACUGGAACCGGAACCGGAACCAGAGGAGGAGGAAGCGACCUGGAGUUUGUGUCCCGUCAGCUGCCGGCGCCGCCCCGAGCUCUCCGUCUCUACCCGAGCGUCCGGGCUGCGAAGGCGGCAGGCGGCGGCUCCUCGGGGCCGGACCCGGCGCCAUGAAGCUCUACAGCCUCAGCGUCCUCCACAAAGGAGACUCCAAAGCCGUCCUGCUGAAGGCCGCCUACGACGUGUCUUCCUUCAGCUUCUUCCAGAGGUCCAGUAUUCAGGAAUUCAUGACCUUUACAAGUCAACUGAUUGUGGAACGCUCAGAGAAAGGCAGCAGAGCCUCUGUCAAAGAACAAGAGUACUUAUGUCAUGUGUAUGUGCGGCACGACAGUCUAUCAGGCGUGGUCAUUGCAGACAAUGAAUAUCCCUCUCGGGUGGCUUUCUCCUUGCUGGAAAAGGUACUGGAUGAAUUCUCUAGGCAGGUCAACAAGAUAGACUGGCCAGUAGGAUCUCCUGCUACAAUACAUUAUGCAGCCCUGGAUGGUUAUCUUAGUAGAUAUCAGAAUCCUCGUGAAGCUGACCCCAUGACGAAAGUGCAAGCUGAGUUAGAUGAGACCAAAAUCAUUCUGCACACAAACACCAUGGAGUCUUUGUUAGAACGAGGAGAAAAACUAGAUGACUUGGUAUCCAAAUCAGAAGUGCUAGGAACACAAUCCAAAGCCUUCUAUAAAACCGCCCGGAAACAAAACUCAUGCUGUGAGAUCAUGUGAUCCCCAACCAGUGAUGACCCUGCUCUGGAAACUGCCUGUCAUUCAUGUUGAGAACUGUAAAGCACCCAGGAAAGAAGAAAUCAACUCAAAUCGUAUCCUGAAAUGGGAAUGUUCCAUUUCAGAUCUCAGUCCCUGGGAUGAGCUGAGGGUGAGGUGGGAGGGGCUUCAGGGAGAUGUUUAUAUGCCUAAGUGUAAUUUUUCUCCAAAAGGAAAGAUAUGAGCCUCGAAAAGAACAUAUUUGGGGGCAGAAUGAGACAAAAAUUCUCAAUGACUCCUGUAGGUGCUGAAGGGCUCAUUUCUCUGAUAAACUUCCUGGGAGGGAUUUGAUGGGCCCCCUGACUUCUGCAGAGCCCCACAGGAAAGUCAGGACCAAAUCUCUUCUUGAUUCUGUUUUUUUGUUUUGUUUUUUAAUUUUAUUUUUCACGUUCAUUAUAAUAACACUAGAAGGAAGUCAGUCCAGUGUACAGGUGAAUACUAUAAAGACAAAUGGGAAUUUUGCCACCAUGCAGGGCUUGGGAGAGGACCUCCUUAGCAGCUGAUGAAAAUGAGCUGUGGUGACCCAGCUAUAGGUGGAUGGGGGGUCCCCUUUCCUUCCCUUCUUCAGAUCAGUCAUGAAGGUCCUUUUAUUUUUAAGUAGACCCUUUGGCAUCUUUGUCCUCAGGGAAAGUGGGAGCCCUCAAAAGAGAAAAAACUGAAGCCUUGAGACCUUGACAAGUCAGUGGAAGAAGUUUAUUGAGAGAAACAAGGAAUAUACCUCAGACAACCUAAAACGUUUUUGGACACUCACAAGCUUUGUUUUUUAACUUGUACAUGUGUUCCCAUUUCUUCCAGUGUUGCCUUGUGGUGGGGCCCACGACCUGACCUGACAAACUUGUCCAUAAAGUUUUCUAGAAUGUAUUCGAUGUGGGGAGGCCUGUGAGAGGAGCUCAGAUAUACUUAAUGGUGUAAGAAAGCAGUGGUGAUCCUAGUAGCAUAUCUAGAAAUGAUGCAAAGGAAAGAAAUUAGGGCACUUUAUUAAAGCUGUUUAAUUUGAGGAUAAUCAGCUGAGAGCAUCCUUUGGAGGUAGGGGAUCCAACCAGCAUUGCAUCUUGAGCAGCCCAUCACAGCCUGGCAGUGACUUGACAUAUCAUCCUGACUAUUACAAUUCUGGUCCAAAAUAGUGUGUCCUUUAGCCACUCUUAAAAAUGUUUUUUUUUUCUUUUGCACUGAAAGUUGACCUUAGUUCUCUUGUCCUUUUGGUCAUGUGACUGCCUUAGGGACUUAGCCAUUUUGGUGAGUCUUAAUGCAUAGGAGAAUGUCUUUGAGACUCCCGUGCUGCCCUCUGCUGAUUUAUACCGGGAAAAGUGUGCCAACUAGGCCUUGGAAUAUCUGUGUCAUACCCUCUGCCCUGGGGUUGGCAGACACAUUUCAGAGUCUCCCAACCUGGCAGAGGCAGAGUGCCUAAUCCUCUGUAAAUGCUAAGGAUGUUAUCUGGCCGCCUUUGUGCUUAAAAGCACCUUUUUGUAGGAACAGGCCAAGCUUUGUGGCCCCUUCAGUGCCUCGCCACCAAAAUGUAAUACUGACUCACUCAGCUGCCAUUCACAGGAUUUUGGCACUCAGUUUCUAUUGAUCUACUGAACUACACUUGCUUCUGGUUUUUGCUCCUUGAAGGCGUAGACUUAACCUCAUUUUCCCUUUAAGGUACUGAAAGCAAAGGUAGUCAAGCAACCAGGCCAGAGUGCUUAGGUGAUCAGAUUAGGGUGUAGGCAGGCUUGGCCCAUGGACAGAUGUUUGCCGCCACGUCAGAAUAGGGUGUGUAAGAGCUGCUUUUUUUGUUAUCGUACAGUAUUUUCUGUAGGCAGAGCAAUUCAUGUGCCAGAACUGGGCCACAAAAGGAGAGUAAAUUUAGUAAUGAUAUCUAGCUACCAUAGAAUCCCUGAGUCAGCAUAAUCAUCCAUCACCUGAUGACCAUCUUUUUAUUUGCAUUUAAGUUGGGGAUUCUUCCCAAGAAAUUGCUUCUCUUGGCUCAGCUUGAUGAAAGGAGAGGCUGUAGAGGUCUUAGAAGAUAUUUGGGCCCACGUAGUGCACUGAGUCAAGUGUUCACUGGCCCUGUGAACUUUCUUCAAGACUAGUGUCAUCUUAAAUCUCAACUAGCAUAAAAUUCACUGGAAAAUUUAGGAUAUUGAGGGGAACAAAUUCAACUAUAAGUGUUUUUUUUUAGUAGAUGCCAUUUCUUUGCAGUUGGCUCCUAUUUUUCUGGGAAUUAUGCUUGCUGAUAGGUAACUACCUAAAACAAAAUUGGCCCAGAAACAUUUUUCUUCUCUCUGCCACAAGGUGUGACCACACCUGUGCUGAUGAAUGAGGCCACCCACAACCUCAAGCUCAUCAGACUUUUCAAGGAGGGCCCUUGGUGGCUGCCCAUCCCAUCCCUGCUUACUCCAUAGACUUGUGGCAAACGAAGAAAGAAUGGACUUUGUACUCAUUUUCAUUAUUUGGCUAAUUAAAAAAAAUUUUUUUCAGCUCUAACUCAAAUUAUCCUGAAAUGUGAGGGAUGAAUGUCAUCUCUGGUUUUGUCUUUGUCCCCUUUGGUUAUGGUUACAGGAGUUGAAAACUUCCCUGGAAGGUGACAUUAAAAGAUCUUUAAGAAGUUCAAUCUACUUGUGCUGUGAUACAAAUAGAGAGAACUCAUUGACUUUGGGAGCUAAGAGAAAGCAAAAUCUUUCACCCAUAACAACCUCAGCAUCUCCAGUAAGCAUGACUUUGGCAAGCGUCUUUCCAAGGAGAGGCAUGGCCCUGGCAAGAAUGCCUUUUGGAGGGGAGGGUGGGAGGAGACUCUUCAGCAGUGGUAUUGUGUUACUUGGUCCUUUCUGUGCAUUGUAGCUUCUGUUUCUUUAAUGUUUUUGCUGAGCAUUCAUUAUGUGGCAAAAAGUGUAUUUUAAUAAUCACUAUCUAACUCUUCUGUAUGUUCUGUUUGAGAGAUUCCUGUCUGGAUAAAAGUUGUCUUUUGAAAUUUGAAAA
Dromiciops gliroides (monito del monte) is the source of this 3787-nucleotide messenger RNA. RefSeq names its product YKT6 v-SNARE homolog (gene YKT6). Lineage: Eukaryota; Metazoa; Chordata; Mammalia; Microbiotheria; Microbiotheriidae. Gene Ontology annotation, biological process: endoplasmic reticulum to Golgi vesicle-mediated transport. Gene Ontology annotation, cellular component: Golgi apparatus. The transcript is spliced from 9 exons. Gene Ontology annotation, molecular function: SNAP receptor activity. The coding region runs from base 191 to 790 and encodes 199 amino acids. The record is from RefSeq and is a predicted model, not a curated record.